AUGCAGUGCUAUACGGAGCUGACGCCGCCGUCCGCCGUCACGCACUCGCUGACACUACCCUUUAUAUCGCCCAAAUCGAACAACCUCGUUGUCGCAAAGUCGUCGCUGCUGCAGAUAUUCGCAACCAGACUCGUCCCCGCCGAGCUCGACGGCACUUCUCAGGCUGCCAAGACCACGCAUAACUAUGACACCAAGCUCAACGAUGACGAAGGCCUUGAGGCUUCAUUUCUCGGUGGUGAUGCAGCUAUAAUACGAUCCGAUCGCAACCACACCAAGCUUGUCCUCGUCGCUGAGUUCCCACUCUCGGGUACCAUCACAGGCUUGGCCAGGGUCAAGGCGAACGCUGCAAAGAAUAGCAAUGAGAACAGUGCAUGCAGUAGCAGUAGCGGAGGCGAUUUUCUCUUGAUUGCUUUCAAGGAUGCCAAGCUCAGCCUCGUCGAGUGGGAUCCGGACCGGCGGUCUCUGGAGACGAUAUCCAUACACUACUAUGAACAAAACGAGCUUCAAAGUAGUCCGUGGGCAGCCCCGCUCAGCGACCACGUCAACUUUCUUGUUGCGGAUCCAGGGAGCAGGUGCGCUGCCCUCAAAUUUGGCGCGAGGAGUCUGGCCAUCAUACCCUUCAAGCAAGCUGAUGGGGACAUUGGCAUGGACGACUGGGACGAAGAGCUGGACGGUCCCCGCCCGGCGCAGGAAAAGCCGGCAACGGCUGCUACAAAUGGAACUACUGACAACGUAGUAGAAGAUACACCAUAUACACCAUCAUUUGUGCUUCGCCUGCCAAAUCUUGAUCCUGCUCUCCUCCACCCCGUGCACCUCGCCUUCUUGUACGAAUAUCGCGAGCCUACCUUUGGCAUCCUGUCUUCCAACGUCACGCCUUCGAAUUAUCUGGCCCGGAAAGACCACCUAACCUACACCGUUUUCACCCUCGAUCUCCAACAAAAGGCCUCUACCACCAUUCUCUCAGUUGGUGGACUUCCCAAAGAUCUGACCCGUGUCAUUGCCCUCCCAGCUCCUGUUGGGGGUGCCCUUCUUGUGGGCUCCAACGAGCUGAUACAUAUCGACCAGUCAGGCAAAGCCAAUGGCGUAGCUGUCAACCCAAUGACGAAGGUGUGCACAUCCUUUAGUCUGGCUGAUCAAUCAGACCUCGCCCUGCGACUUGAGGGUUGCAUAAUCAACGUUCUCUCUGCCGAGGAUGGUCAAUUUAUAAUUGUUCUGAACGAUGGAAGGCUGGCGACUUUAGUGUUUCACAUCGACGGAAGGACCGUCUCCGGCUUAAAAGUCAAGCUGGUUGCCCCCGAAGCCGGUGGCCACCUGCUGCAGACCUCGGUGACGUGCCUCACUAGGCUGGGUAGGAAUGCUAUGUUUGCCGGAAGCGAUCGAGGCGACUCGGUUGUAUUUGGCUGGAGCAGGAAACACAGCCAAGUGUCUAAACGGAAACCGAAAAUACAGGACCCUGACCUCGACCUGGACAUUGACUAUGACGACCUUGAGGAUGAGGAAGACGAUGACGACGAUGAUUUAUAUGCCGACACAGAAAAGACAAAGGCCACCGCCAGCGCCUCCACGGGCCAAACCAAGCCGGAUGAUCUCAUCUUCAGGCUCCAUGACCGGAUGGUGAGCAUUGCCCCUAUCCGAGAUAUGACAUUCGGCAAACACCCGCCACCCACCGACGCCGAGCGCAACACGAAAGACCCGACAGCUGUGCAGAGCGAGCUGCAGCUGGUCGCCGUAGUUGGCAGGGAUAAGGCAUCUUCUCUUGCCAUCAUAAACAGAGAGAUAACCCCGGUUAGUAUCGGGCGGUUCGAGUUUCCAGAGGCAAGAGGUCUAUGGACUCUGUCUACACAAAAGCCCCUCCCGAAGCCACUACAAGCAAGCAACAAGAACCCAAAGACCGCUGCCGCUACUGAGUCCAUCCUCUCCGAGCAGUAUGACCAGUACAUGAUAGUGGCCAAGGAGGACGAUGAUGGUUUCGAAACCUCGGAUGUCUACGCUCUCACAGCAGCAGGUUUUGAGACGCUCAGCGGUACUGAAUUUGAACCUGCAGCCGGUUUCACCAUUGAGGCUGGAACCAUGGGAGACCACACCAAGAUUAUCCAAGUCCUCAAGUCUGAGGUCAGAUGUUAUGAUGGGGACUUGGGGCUUACCCAGAUCAUUCCUAUGCUGGAUGAAGAAACCGGCCAUGAGCCUCGCGCAACGAGUGCCAGCAUAGCGGACCCGUAUCUACUCAUUAUUCGGGAUGACUCGAGUGCCUUUAUAGCUCACGUCAACGAGGAUAGCGAGAUUGAGGAGAUUGAGAAAGAAGACAAGAUCAUAUCAUCAACCAAGUGGUCGGCGGGUUGCCUCUACGCCGACGCCAGGGGUGCUUUUGCGGCUACACAGCAGAGUACCAAGGGUCCGAAAGCGACUCCGACUAUCAUGAUGUUUCUUCUGAGCGCUGCUGGUGCUCUUUAUAUCUACGCACUCCCGGACAUCUCGAAGCCGGUGUAUGUUGCCGAGGGCCUUUGCUACGUCCCUCCCUAUCUUUCUGCGGACUACACUGCGAGGAAAGGAAUGGCUAGGGAAACCAUCAGCGAAAUCCUUGUGACGGACCUGGGCGAUACUGUUUUCAAGUCCCCACAUGUUAUUCUUCGCCAUUCCAACCAUGACUUGACAAUCUACGAACCGUAUAGGAUCGCAGAGAACUCCCAAAGUCUGGCCAAGACCCUCCGGCUCCGGAAGCUACCCAAUCCAGCGGUAGCCAAGGCACCGGAGGCGACAAACUCUGAAGACCCACCACUCAUGUCGCGCAACAUGCCUCUCAGGGCCUGUGCCAACAUUGCCGGCUACAGCGCUGUUUUCAUGCCUGGCCAUUCUCCUAGCUUCAUUAUCAAGUCUUCCAAAUCCACGCCAAAGGUCAUCGGCCUACGAGGCUCCGGUGUCCGGGCUAUGAGCUCAUUCCAUACGGAAGGGUGCGAACGCGGCUUCAUCUACGCCGACUCUGCAGGUGUUGCACGCGUUGCUCAGAUUCCGAAAGACACCAGCUUCUCAGAGCUUGGGCUCUCAGUCAAGAAGGUCCCACUUGGCAUUGAUGCCGAUGGGAUCGCAUACCACUCGCCUUCUGGUGUAUAUGUCUUGACGUGCAGCUACUGGGAGCCUUUUGAGCUCCCAAAGGACGACGACUAUCAUCGCGAGUGGGCAAAGGAGAAUAUCAGUUUCAAGCCCAUGGUUGAGCGGAGUGUGCUCAAGGUUAUCAACCCUGUCAAUUGGAGCGAUAUCUGGACCGAGGAAUUUGAACAACACGAAGUCGCCAUGUGUAUCCGCUCGCUGAACCUCGAGGUCAGCCAGUCGACCAACGAACGGAGGCAACUCAUCACGGUCGGCACGGCGAUGUGCAAAGGCGAGGAUCUACCAGUCCGCGGCGGAAUAUAUGUCUUUGACCUGGCCAGCGUUGUUCCGCAGAAAGGACGGCCCGAAACGGACAAGAAAUUAAAACAGGUCGCAAAAGAGGAGAUCCCGCGUGGCGCAGUCACGUCCCUCUCGGAGAUCGGCACUCAGGGCUUGAUGAUGGUCGCGCAAGGCCAGAAGACGCUCGUGAGGGGUCUGCAAGAGGACGGGAAACUGCCGCCGGUUGCUUUCAUGGACAUGAACUGCUACGUCACGUGCGUCAAGGAGUUGGCUGGGACGGGUCUCUGCGUGAUGGCAGAUGCUUUCAAGGGAGUCUGGUUCUGUGGGUACACUGAGGGGCCGUACAAGAUGAUGCUCUUUGGCAAGAGCAGCACCAAUCUCGAAUGCAUGAACGUGGAUUUGCUUCCUGAUGGCAAGGACUUGUUGAUCGUGGCAGCUGAUUCUGAUGGGAACCUGCAUGUGCUGCAAUUCGAUCCCGAACAUCCGAAAUCACUUCAAGGCCACCUGCUACUCAACCGCACGACCUUUAGCACCGGCGCUCACCACCCCCAGAAGUCGCUGCUAUUGCCUACCACGGACCCCCGCCCGUCAACGAAUCAGCCUUCUUCGGAUGCGGAGCGGCAACACAUCUUGAUGGCAUCGCCAACGGGCGUCCUGGCCGCAGUGCAGCCCCUCUCGCAGAGCACAUACACGCGCCUGUCGGCACUCGCGUCGAAUCUGAUGGCUUCAGUACCGCACCACGCUGCUCUGAACCCCAAGGCGUACCGGCUGCCUCCAACCUCGACGCGGAAUCAGGUUGCGGCGGUGGACAUCUCGGUGGGUAGGGCUGUGGUCGACGGGAGCCUGCUUGCGCGCUGGGCCGAGCUGGCUUCGGGGAGGAGAGCUGAGGUGGCUGGCCGUGCUGGGUUCUCGGGCGCUGCCGAGGUUAGGUCUGAAUUGGAGGCUGUUCUGGGGUGGUCUAUAAUGUCGUACUUUUGA
Pyricularia pennisetigena is the source of this 4362-nucleotide messenger RNA. RefSeq lists its product as uncharacterized. The coding region runs from base 1 to 4362 and encodes 1453 amino acids. Gene Ontology annotation, cellular component: nucleus; mRNA cleavage and polyadenylation specificity factor complex. Lineage: Eukaryota; Fungi; Ascomycota; Sordariomycetes; Magnaporthales; Pyriculariaceae. Gene Ontology annotation, molecular function: nucleic acid binding; protein binding. The transcript is spliced from 4 exons. The record is from RefSeq and is a predicted model, not a curated record.